Messenger RNA from Harmonia axyridis, 2146 nucleotides. It is a transcript of the gene Ercc1, whose product is annotated as DNA excision repair protein ERCC-1. The record is from RefSeq and is a predicted model, not a curated record. Lineage: Eukaryota; Metazoa; Arthropoda; Insecta; Coleoptera; Coccinellidae. Gene Ontology annotation, molecular function: single-stranded DNA binding; damaged DNA binding. Gene Ontology annotation, biological process: UV-damage excision repair; mitotic recombination; meiotic mismatch repair. The transcript is spliced from 8 exons. Bases 150 to 818 code for a protein of 222 amino acids. Gene Ontology annotation, cellular component: nucleotide-excision repair factor 1 complex; ERCC4-ERCC1 complex; nucleus.
GAUUUUCAUUUUAUAUAAAAUUGAUAAAGGACAUUCAUUCAACGUCAACCGACUUUAAUUUUGUUUUGAGACAUCUUAAUUUGUGUCAAAAGAAGAUAAAUGUCCUACUCUUUGAUUGCAAAUUGAUUUAUUAAAAUUUUGUUUUGAAAAUGACAGAUAAGUCGAGCGAUAAUCAGGGAAAGUCUUGUACUAGUGUGGCAUCUUGCUCGAACAGAGCUUCUAAUAAAAGCUUAUUGGUUAAUUUUACACAAAGGGGAAAUCCUUUAUUAAAAGCAGUAACAAAUGUAUCUUGGGAAUAUGGAGAAACUGAUGCUGACUAUGAAAUGGGCACCAAUAUGUGCGCUCUAUUUUUAUCAUUACGAUACCAUAGUUUGAAUCCAGAUUACAUUCAUAAUAGAUUGAAAAAGUUAGGAAAUAAAUAUGAAUUGAGAGUACUACUAGUUCUGGUGGAUGUAAAUGAUCCUCACCAUCACAUUAAAAAUCUCACGAGAAUAUGUAUUCUUGCAGAUCUGACGCUUGUAUUAGCUUGGAGUUCAGAAGAGGCUGGUAAAAUUCUAGAAACUUAUAAAAUAUAUGAAAAUAAGCCCGCAGAUAACCUAAUGGAGCGAAGUGAAUCUUCACCCUACUUAGUUUUGGUCCAAGCUCUUUCGUCUAUUAAACCAGUAAAUAAAACUGAUGCAAUGACGCUUCUAACAAAAUUCAAAACAUUAGAGGGUAUUCUGAAUGCUACAGAAUUCCAAUUAUCUGAAUGCCCGGGUUUUGGAACCAAAAAAGCUAAGAAAUUAUAUGCUACUUUACAUGAACAAUUUUGUAGAUGAAACCCAAAGAAUUUUUAUCUGUCUAUUAGUCUAUUUUAAUACAAUGUUAUACAAUAUUAAUUGGUAAAUAUAAGGUAAAUUUGAUAAUUCACAUUUAUGGGUUUUAUUGAAUUCUGUGGUCAUGACAUGUCCUAACCUGCAAAAUACGAAACUGGUUUUUGUUAUUGGAAGGAAGAUCUAUAGAUAUUAAAAAAAUUGCUUCUUUGAACCUAAAAUGUCAUUAUUGAGUCAGACAUUUAAAAUCCUUAAUAGAAUUCGGCCAUAUAAAUCUCAUCGUUUGUUUACUUUAUAUCAGAAGUUAUUUUUUAAAAAAGAAUUAUCAGUUCCCACAUUUUGUAAUAUAAAAAUAGAUACUCGAUACAGUCUUAAUAUAGUACCAUUAGAUGUGCACAAAUAUAAAAAUUGUGAUAAAGUAUUUGUGAUACACAACAAUUCCAAUGAAAAUGAAGUUGAAGAACCAUUAGUAAUUGUUCAAAAAGGUGACAACAUUCAUAUAAAAGAUUCCUCUUCAGAAAGUCAAUUACUGAAUGAUUUGAGUUAUACAAUUAUAGCUCCUAUGAAGGCAAAUUUGAUUGUGAAUUCUGAGCUUGGAGAUAUUAAGAUAAACAAUUUCAAUGGUGAUAAAAUCCUUGCAAAAAGUGUCAGUGGCAGUAUUACAGUAAAUGGGUUUCAAGGAAGAGAAAUCAAUAUAAACACUGAAAAUGGGGAUGUUAAAUUAGAAGGAAUUGUGCAGUCCUCAAUAUUGAAUGUUUUCAUAUCAGAUAAAGGGUCGAUAUUCAUCAAUAAAUUACUAGGAGAAAAUGCAUGCAUUACAACCAAACUUGGAAAUAUAAAUGUUAACAGUUCAUAUUGUAAAACAAGCAAGUUUACAGUUGGACAAGGUGAUAUGCAUUUGAAGAAUAUCCAUAAACACUGUGAAGUUAUCAAUGAAAAAUUAGGAAAUAUUAAAAUGACUAGCUUUGAUGGCCAGUUAAUUUUAUUUCAAGAAAGUGGAAAUGCAGAUAUUAAUCUGUCACGAGUAACUGAAAAUUCCAGUAUUAAUAUAUCCAGUGGGUAUCUUUUAUUACGUUUAUCAGAGGAAUGUCAAGAAAAGACUAACUUCCAUAUUGAGAGUCAAAGUAUUAACAUUCAUGAAAAUGUUAAUGUAAAACAAAUUCAAGCAUUCGAUCCAAACACUUUAUUGGAUACAGAAAAAGGUAGUACUGUCAGGUUGCACUGUAGCAACUGUUCAGUGGAUAUAGAAGCAGCGUCUUGGUUUGAUAUGAAUUAUCCUCAAGAGACAAAUAAUUGAAGUAUGAUAAUUGAUUAAUAAAUUUAAAUUAUCUCUC